UGGGGCGUUGGGACGGUUUAUUUUGCUGCGACUGCGGCCGAAAGCUUUCAAAUUCUGGAGGCGGGAGAAAGAAACAGAAAGAAACCGUCUGGCGAGAGCGAGAGAGAGAGACAGGCCCAGGAGCCGGGAGGAUGAGCAGGGGGCCGGCGGGGCCUGGGAGCUGGCGGAAGGAGCGCCUAUGGAGCGGGCUGUUGGCGUUGGGCUUCACUCCGCCCGGGGAUGAGACUCGGCCGCUGGAGAGCGGGAGCGGCGGCGGAAGAAGCCGCAUCGUCUUCGGCAGGGAUAUGUUUGACAAACCAAAUAUGGAAGCAUUUCAAGUGGUUGUGCAUUACUUGUUCCUGCAAUUGGACCAAACUCGUGCCAAUUCUCUUUUCAGGGAUUGCUGGCCUAUUUAUGAUAAGAAAAGGGCUGCAUGCUUUAGAAAAGUGUGCUUUGAGUGGAUGAAGAAAAUUGCGGAUGAAGUUGGAAAUGAGUUUCCUCAAGUCACGGCAUCGUUAUUCCUGUCCCCCGGAGGCCCUAAAUUUGGUAACCUGAUGUACCAUUUUAUAAAAUAUGUGCUCAUGCACAAGUUUAAUGAAACUGAAAAAGAUGGUACCUGGAAAACCAUGACAUUCCGAGGAAAACAAGAUGAUCCCCAUUUAACAGCAAUGAAAAGUUGCAUUGCAGCUAACUGGUUUUUAGAAGGAAUUCAGAAAGAAGCUUUUGUUGUUGGAGAAUAUAAAAGACGAGAAGCAUUAUUGAUUAAAGAAAAUUCAAUCUUGAAGAAACAUUAUGUAGAAAUGAGGAGUCGCCUGGAAAAAGGCACUUGUGACUACGCAGAAGCACGUAUUCAGAAACAGGAAGAGCUCCGUGAGAUGUGGAAUACUGUAAUGGACACUUUGUCCAAAUUGGAAAAAGAGAAGGAAGUAAUUGAUUCGUUAGUGGAGGGAAGAGUGGAUCUAUACACUCUUGAUGGAACAGAUGUGACCUUAAAAAUCCCAAGACAAUUAAUAGUUAAGAUUGAGGAUGAAGCAGAUCAGAUUGGUGACCUGUACAAAGCUGGUAAACUGAAUCUUGCAGCAAUAAUCCAGCUAUGUAAUUGGUGUCUCAGACUUCAUGGUGACCAGCACAAUCAAGUGGGCCCAGCAGAACUGGAGCAACAUCAUCUUACCUUGGAAAAGCUGGCAGAGUUCCUGAAAAAUGAAUUGAUUGAAAUGAAGGAAAAAAGCCAGAAAAUAACACAAGAAGUUUUCCCUUCUGUGAAAGUGUCAGUCGGCAAAAUGGAAAGCGCGUGGGAUAAGAAAUGGGAACAGUACACAAGUAGAACUGGUUAUUCCCCAGUGAGGAGAAAAUAUCCUGUCCUUGAUCUUCUACCAACCAUGCCACCGUUGUCUUUUGAACCAGCCUCAGAAGAAGCUUACAAAAGCAGUAUAUUUUAUACACACUCUGCGACACUUCCAGGGCCUGAAGAAACAUGUAUAAGAGGUUCAGAAAAAGGUGACAGUGGUAUAGAAAGCAUUACGAGAAGCUUUAAUGAUCUGAGCACAUCAAAAUUGCAGUGUUCUGGAAGGUGCAGCAUUGCAGUUGGAGAUCCAGCUGACGAAAUACAAUUUUCAUAUCUUGGAGAGGAAUCUGAAUUGCCAUUGGUAAAUAUGCAUCCUCUUGGAAGUAAGUUGCAGACUCCAUAUGCAAAUAUGAUGGGAAGACAGCAAAGGGACAAGGCUCAAAGUCCAGCACUUCUGAAUAAACCUAAAAAUCGCUUUAAGAUAAGAGAAGAACAUCUCCAGAAGGCUGUUGACAAGUUGGCAGAAGAGGUAGCAGAUACUGUCAUCAAAGAUUCAUCUGGAUUAUUUGAAAAGGAAGAUGUGCCCCUUGACUUAUUUGGCUCGCCAGCAAGCAAUCCGUUCACUGCACAAACUGAGUUACCAAGGACACCUGAACAUUUGAUUACAGAUAUUAGGAACUCCUGGAGAUGUGCAGUUCAAGAAUCGGAACUUGCGCAGAGGAAACACCAGGAAGAGUCUGUCUCGAUGUGUCCAAAAUACAGAAACAAUACCAUUGGCCAAGUUCUAUUAGAGCCUGAAGAAUCUUCAUCUAUUACAUGUGUAAACCUAACUGGAUCUAUCGAUAAGAAUACUCCCCCAGUUGCAACUGCUCUUUGUCUUAAUGAAACACAGGAAAGCUGGAUUGUGUCAGCUGAUAGAGAAGCAUUGCCAUCUGUCAAAGGAAGGACCUGUUGGAGUGAAAAUGCUCCUAAUCUUGAUGCAGAAUCAACUAGCUCAAACUGUCAAUCCAUCAGAAAUGAAAAGCAGAACAGCCAGUGUCUGAAAGCUGAACCCCUAUGGGAAAAAAACAAAUACAAAUGUAGAAAUUGGGAGGAAUCCAGAAUAGAUUGCUCAGAUUUUGGAUCUGAAGAUGAACCACAUUGCUUCAAUAAUAAAGUCACAGAUGGUGAUGCAAAUGAUGCAUUGGCCAGUAAAAUUCUCCCCCCUCCUUCUGAUUCCCAAGUUUUAGAUGUUGGUGAGGAUUGUCACGUCACUUCUAAAACAAGUGUCUCUAGCAAUGCAGCUUUCUCAGAUGAGACUGAAUCUGAUCACUGUCUGCAAUUUUUGACACUCGACAGAUUAAGCUCCAAAUCUCCAAUUAAGAAGGAGAAACUGUCUAAAAGUUUUGUAAUGGAACUGUGCAAAAAUGAUAAAACAUUGGAAAGUUCUGUUGUUUUUCCAUCCUUUGCUGAAUGUGACUCAGACCGUACAUUACCUUGGAACGGAUCACAGAAUUCUAUUGCUAACCUUUCCAGUUCAACAAAGCCUCUUAUGUUUGGCAUUUUGCAGGAGACUAUUCCUGAUGUACUUGGCAAUGAUAGUUUGAACAGUUCUAAAAGCAUGGAGAUCGAUCAACUGGAUGAUUCCCAUUUGGACAUACAGAAUUUGCGCAGUAGAUUGGCGCAAGUGUAUAAAAAUAUGACCACAGCAUAUGGUGGAAGUGAAAGAAAAGACUUAAUUGAACCUAUGGGAGCUUCUGAUUUCAAUAGUAACAGUGAAGAUAAAGACCAAUAUAAGCCAGAACUUUAUGGUGAAAUAAAUUAUAUGAGUGAGGAAAUUGAAACAGAUAAACUGUUUUCCCUGGAAGCACAGUUUUUGAAAGAUCUUUCACCAGUGUCUGUGGAAUCCCAAAAGCUUGGCUUAUUUCCUGCUUCUUUGGGCAGCUCUCCAUUGAAUGACCCAGGACUUAGAAAUGCCAAAGAGGUCAUCUUCGAGCUCAAUCCUUCCAACAAUGAAUCUCAAAGUGCUUCUGAGAGAAUUUUUCAAUCUACGUGGGACAGUUAAUAAACUUCUAGAAGGAUCUGAAUGUUGCAAUAAGAAUUAGGAACAGGAAUAGGCCAUAUGGCCCCUUGGCCCUGCUCUGUCAUUGCAUACGAUCAAGGCUGAUCAUCUGCCUCAUCACUUUCCUGCCCUUUUCCAUUUCCCUUUAUUACCUGAGCUCAGGAAAUUUUUACCUAUCCCAGCCUUGAAUACACUGUAUGAUUUAAAGCAUCCCCAGCCCUCGAGUAGAUAAUUCCAAAGGUUCACGAUCCUCUGAGUGAAGAAAUUUCUCCUUAUCUUGGUUGUAAAUGAUUGAUCCCCUUAGCUCGAGACACUGCCCCAUGCUCUGCUUCCCCAGCUAUGUCUACCCUGUGAAACCUUUUCAGAAUCUGGUAUGUUUCAAUGAAAUCACUUCUUAUUAACUCCAGAGAGUAUAGGUCCAAUUUACUCAGCCUCUCAUCAUAGGACAACCCUCUCAUCCCAGGGACCAGCCUAGUGAACCUUAGCUGUACUUUGCAUAUGGAGAUAAAAGCUGUUCAUGAUACUUCAGAUGUGGUCUCACCAAAGCUCUUUACAGUUGUUGUGUGACUUCCUUGUAUUCCAGCCUCCUGUGAUAAGGACCAUUUACCUUCUUAAUUGCUUGCUGCACCUGCAGGCUAACUUUCUAUUUCCCUUGUAUGGGUACAAUCAAGUCUGUGACCUAACUUUUCAAAACUUCACACUAUUUUAAAAAACCUGCUUUUCUAUUAUUUCCAAAGUAAACAACCUCCUUGGCCGGCCCCAUCAAGUCCAUUGACUUGCGGUGGGACCGGAAGAUCCCGGUGGCAGGUGGGUGCUGAAAAUCCUGCCCUUUGUUUCCCACGUUAUACCCCAUCUGCCAUCUUGUUGCCCACUGACUUAACCUGUCUAUAUCUCUUUGCAGCCCGUGUCCUUCACAAAGCUUACAUUUCUACCUAGCCUGUAUCAUCAGUAAACAUGGAUACAUUACUUAGUCUCUUAGGUCAUUUUUAUAGAUUAUAUAAAGCUGAGGCCCCUGGUGGGAUUCCACUAUUUACAGCCUGCCAAUUUGCAAAUGCCUUGUUUAUUUUCUGCUUCCUUUUGUGUCAUACCUUAACAGCUGUGUUUUGGAAUUCCGAGUAUGUUACAUUCCCUGGCUCCCCUUUACCUAAUUAGUUGCAUCUUCAAACAAAAAACAUUUAAUCAAACGCUAUUUCACUUUCAUAAAGCCAUGUCAACUGUCUGACCUUAUUAUGACCUUAGUGCAUUGCUAAGACUUCCUGAAUAGAUUGCAUUUUCUUGAUGGUUAACGUCAGGUUAACUGGUCUGUACUCCCCUGAUUUCUCUUUUCCCCCUUGAAUAGUGAUGUUGCAUUUGCUACUUUCAAACUCACCUGGACUUUUCCAGAUUCUUGGUAAUUUAGGAAAAUCCUAACCAGUGUCACCUCUCUCUCUGCAGUUACUUCUUAGAUGGGCUAAGCACUAGUUUUUCACCUUAGGGACUGAGAUCCAAACUAACCCAAGCUGUUGGGAUGAAAGGAAAAUAUUCGCACAGUCCGCCACUCCCAGGAGGGAUGAGCCAAUCUAAAUUAUCUUGGAAGUAGGCCAGAGGUAAUUUUACUCUGCAUCUGGCUAUCCUUCACCUGAGCUGACCAUCUGUUGUUGGCUGGAUACCUGAAAUGGAAAUGAAUUCUGUUGACCAGCAGAUGGUGUUUGCCUUAAAUCAACUUUGGGUGGCUCAAUAUUGUUUUUAUCUCUGACUCUGGUUCUGAUUAGUCGAGGAUAAUGGAAUGAAUAUGUUCAACGUUAAAUUUUGUGAUUGCCUCCUAUCCAAUUCAAAUAAGUGUGUACAGAAAGACUACCAUUUUACUAGUAGUUGGUAGUCUUUGAAAUGUCACAGUGGCUGGGGUAUUUGGUAGUUUCGAGUUCAGACAUGUUCUUGGAGCAGAGUCUAGACCACUUAUUUCCAGUUGUAAACCAUCUAUAGCUUUCCUGGACAUGCUGGGCACUAACAUUAAAUGUAAAAUUUGGAAAUGUGUCUUUGGUAAUGCCAUCCUUCACAUUAGGAUUCAUCCCAAAGAAGUUAAACAUCUUGCAAUCCAUUUGUCGCUUUCUUGCUCCCUACUUCCUUCAAUAUUUUGAGACUAAUCUUUUGUAUUUGCAAUUAGUAAAUAAAACAUUUUAUAGUUUAUAAUAAAGUAAAAAUAUAAAUUAAUUGCAUUAUUUACUUCCAAUGAAUUCUCUCAUCUUGUUCGUAAAGCCACAGGUAUGGAAGGCUUUGUUCCAAUGCAUUGCCAAUGGUUUAAGCCCUGUGAAUGCUGGAUUAGUAAUAAUGACUGAGAUUUUCUUGAACUGCAGCAGAGUACCUCUUUCAGAUAUAAAAUUGGCAGUUUAUUUUUGAACAAUACUGCAAUCUAAUGCUGUAACCUUACAUGCAAAUCUUAUCAUUGAUAUAGUCACACAGAUAUAACCUAUUUAUUUAAAUUGAUAAGUACUUAUUCAAACUUGAAUUAAAUGCCUUUUAAGAUGAGUUGAACAUGUAGGGUGAGUAGAUAAUGAAAAUCCAUAUGUUUUGAUUAAGCAAACAUGACGUAAUGUGAUUUGAUAAGAGCUAAUAAAAUCACCUCAAAUCCCUGCAGGAAGCAACAAGAAGGGAUUUAUUGAGAGGAAUGUAAAAAAUUAUAGCCAAAAGUGAGAAGUGUGAUUGGGUAGCUAAGAGACCUACACCAGUAUAAUCAAGUAAUCGGGCAUACUGUAGGACUGUUGAACCAGUUUAGGAGUAUGCACAUUUCGGUAGGGCUCCGUACAAUAUGCCUCAUAGUCAUUUCUUCCAUCCUCCACAACCUCAUCAUAGAGAAGCCUGCAUUUGGAGUGGGCAGAGAAACAGCAGUAGACAAAGACCAUGUCACCACCUUGCACCAAGUGAUAUGAGGGAUGAGUUAAUUGAACAGCUUGUUCCUGUAGCUUGAAAAAAUCCAAUGAAGUGGGAUAGUUGAAAUUAUUUCUUAUUCAAAUUGAUGUAAAACAAAUAAUGCACAUCUUAAUAUUAAGAGCAAAAAACUGUGAAUGCUGGAAAUCCAAAACAACAACAAAAAUAUCUGGAAAAACUCAGCAGGUCUGGCAGCAUCUGCGGAGUGGAGCACGGUUAAUGUUUCGAGUCCAUAUAUAUGACUGAGUUUUUCCAGGUAUUUUUGUUUUUGUUUCACAUCUUAAUAUUAAUAGCUAUAGAAUAGACAAAUGUAGUUAUGAGCACUUUUUCUGCAAAUGAUUGGAAAUAUAGCCAACACUCUAGGCAUGGGGGGUAUGUACUAGUACUGUGGGAACCCAGCUAAAAAAUUACAAGGCAUAAAACUUAAUGGCCUUCACUGCUUGGGUAAACAGUGUUAAGGAGAUAAAGAAACGGAGUCAUUAGGCCUCAGACACUAACAAACCUCCUGGGGCCAAAAGCUGAGAUACAGGGAACAUCUGCAGGAUAGAUUGUCCCACUCAUGGAUUAGGUUAUGUGAUGUGUGUUCUAAAGCAACAGCAGUGAUUGAGGACUGUACCAAUGUAUUGCAAUGAGAACCAAGAACUGUAAGUUGUGACACAGACUUUGUAUUAUUGAGACAUCUUUGGGAAAGCAACCAGGAUAGAUCUGAUCUCUUCCAGCAAAUGCUUGAAUAAAAUCUUCACUCACUGGAA
Carcharodon carcharias (great white shark) is the source of this 6961-nucleotide messenger RNA. RefSeq names its product HAUS augmin-like complex, subunit 6 (gene haus6). Gene Ontology annotation, cellular component: HAUS complex; mitotic spindle microtubule. The record is from RefSeq and is a predicted model, not a curated record. Gene Ontology annotation, biological process: spindle assembly. NCBI's taxonomy places the organism in Eukaryota, Metazoa, Chordata, Chondrichthyes, Lamniformes, Lamnidae. Gene Ontology annotation, molecular function: microtubule binding. The transcript has 17 exons. Bases 132 to 3308 code for a protein of 1058 amino acids.